Artibeus jamaicensis (Jamaican fruit-eating bat) is the source of this 2310-nucleotide messenger RNA. It is a transcript of the gene SELPLG, whose product is annotated as selectin P ligand. Lineage: Eukaryota; Metazoa; Chordata; Mammalia; Chiroptera; Phyllostomidae. The coding region runs from base 272 to 1558 and encodes 428 amino acids. The record is from RefSeq and is a predicted model, not a curated record. Gene Ontology annotation, cellular component: plasma membrane. The transcript has 3 exons. Gene Ontology annotation, biological process: hemopoiesis; leukocyte tethering or rolling.
CUCGCUUCCUCUUUUCACACUCGGCCGUUGGGCGUUGGCAGGGUCUAGGACCACGGCAGGGGGUGCCGCUGGGUCCUUGUCGCUAAAACAGAGAAGCCACUUCUGCUGGGCCCACAAGGCAACUGUCCCAUGCUCUACUGAGCACGGCCUGGAGAGAGGCCCCCAAACAAAAUACCCCUGCUGGAUGCCAGCCCUGGGGACCUGCCCUGCGGCACCCCAUCGCAUUCUUGCGACCAUUGUUUGAACCAAUUGUACCCAUUCUACAGGUGCCAUGCCUCUGCCACUCCUCCUAUUGCUGACCCUGUUGGGCCCUGGCAGCAGCCUCCAGCCGUGGGACGUCUGGGAGAAUGAGGCCAAAGAGGCUCCAGGCCACCUGCUCGACCGGGGCCGGAGGCAGGUGGACCUCGGGGACGAGGACGUCGACGUGUACGAUGUGUCUUAUAACACAGACCCUCCAGAAAUGCUGGAAAGUGAUGGCACAGAGGCUGUGACCCGGAGCCCCCACCUCCAGGCUGCGACGGGACUGCCAGGGCAGAGGGACUCUACAGGACCUGGUACUCCUGAGCCAGCCACUCCGGGGGUGGCCGGAGGCGUCUCUGCCGGCCUGGAUGCAGGAGGGGCAGCCACUGGGGACCUCAGCACGGAAUUUGUGACAGCGGGGAUUCCCAUCACACCGGUCUCUCUGCCCCAAGAGCUGGUCACGUCAAUCCCUCCCAUCGUGGAGGCUCCAUCCACACAGGGGGCUCCAUCCACAGAGCUGGCCUCCGUGAAUGCCCUGUUCCUGGGGCCAGCUGCCACGGAGACCCUGACCACGCAACCUGUGGCCACAGAGGCCCUGACCACACAACCUGAGGCCACGGAGGCCCUGACCACACAACCCGAGGCCACGGAGGCCCUGUCCACACAGCCCGAGGCUCCGGAGGCUCUGACCACACAACCUCAGGCCACGGAGGCCCUGACCACACAGCCCGAGGCCACGGAGGCUCUGACCACACAACCUCAGGCCACGGAGGCCCUGACCACACAGCCCGAGGCCACGGAGGCCCUGACCACACAACCUCAGGCCACGGAGGCCCCAUCCACACAACCCGCUACCAUCCGGGGCCUAACCACAGCCCGUCCUGUGCCCUCUGAUCCCCCCGGGAGCACCGCCGUGGCAGUCAGCAGUUCGUCCGAUGGCUUCAUCAAACAGCAGGAAAACAGCCAGGUUCUCUCCCCCAGGAGCCCUGUGUCCUCCAGCUCCACCAGUGGCCUGGACUACAUCCCGGUGAAGCACUGCCUGCUGGCCAUCCUCGUGCUGGCCCUGGUGGCCACCACCUUCCUCGUGUGCACCGUGGUGCUGGCCGUCCGCCUUUCCCGCAAGAACCACAUGUACCCCGUGCGCAGCUACUCGCCCACCGAGAUGGUCUGCAUCUCGGCCCUGCUGCCCGAGGGGGAUGAGGGACCUGUGGUCACCGCCAAUGGCAGCCUGCCCGCCAUCAGGAAGCCAGGCCUAAAGGAAGGGUCUGGGGAGAACCGCGAAGGGGACGACCUCACCCUGCACAGCUUUCUCCCUUAGCUCCCCCUGCCCGGCCGCUGGAGCAGGACCUCCAUCUCCCACUCCGGCUGCCCUUCAGGCCACCAGCCACCGCCACGCACCAGGCUUGGGCCGUACAUCUGGGCAUCAUCGAAGUCCCCCACGGACAGGGACAUCCAGGGCCCGGCCUCUGGCCACUCCCACAGGCCCAAAGGCAGCCACGGUCUCCCCUCCUCCUGACCACUGGAGCCUCUCUCUCCUGAGCCCAGGGAAGACUCCGGCCCCUGCCCUCGCCCCACCACUGUUGCCCCCUAGUGGCCACAUUCAUCAUGCAUUUUUGGGGACAGGUACUGAGUGGUGUUGGGUUCCCCAGGCCACUUUCUGCUGCUGCCCCACUGGAGGGCAGCUUGAAUUUUCCCAGAUACCCCUCCACAGAGCCCAGGGUGAGGCCUUGCCCUGGAAGGCUGCGGCAGGCUUGGUGAGCCGAAGGCUACACACUUUUCUGAUGCCGUGGGGACCAGCAAACAUCCUUCCGGUGACAGAGUAACCCCCCUUCUGCCCUCUCUUGCCUGCCCCUGUGUCCAAGCUGCAGGGCUGGGGCUCUGUCAUUUAAAGUGUGGGGCCAGCAGACUUUUCUUUAAAGGGCCAGGCAGUAAAUAUUUUAGGCUUUGCAGGCCACACGGUCUCUGUUGCAACUUCUCCACUCUGUUUGCAGCACGUGAAUGCAGUGAUGGUAAUAUGUCAUGAAUAAAUAUGUUUGGCUGAGUUCUAAUAAAACUUUAUUUAUAAACAGG